UUGCGAACAUAUCGUUUCGCUUGCUUAGCUUUCGAGUGCAACGGGAACAUAGUGAAGAGAACAAGGAUCACCCGAUUCCGUACCCAUCUUUUUAACGCGACGAUUCUUCCUGCCUUAGCCGAUUCGCAACGUAAGCAGGAUCAGAGAUCACUGAUCGCAACGUUCGUUUGUCGAGCGAGAGGAGUACCGAGACCAGAAAUCACAUGGUUCUAUGAGGGUUCCGUCAUACCGCAUAUUAAAGGGCGCUUUUUGGUUUCAGAUGACGGUGCUGAGUUGACGAUCUCGAAGGUGACACGACAAGACGAAGGGGUCUACUCGUGCUUGGCUGGCAAUAGUGUGGGCGCGAUGAUGGCCGACGCCAAGCUCAGCGUGGACACGUUCAUUGAUGAUGCCACGCUGAAGACGAUCGCCACUCAGGCCAGAGACAAUGUGGACAGAGCCGUCGACAGUACUCGACUUCAGCUAUCACAAGAACGUGUUUCCGAUCCUGAAGAUCUAAAACGACUUUUCCGCUUUUCUAUUCCAGCUAGGGCAGUAGAACUAAGCAAAGCACGCGAUAUCUAUGAAGAAAGUGUCAGACUGGUUCAGGAACACAUUCAGAGAGGUCUUCACCUGCCGGUAGAUAAACUGACUCCGAACGUUUCCUACGAAGCCGUGUUGGCCCCAUCACACGUGCAGACAUUAAUGGAAUUGUCCGGUUGUCAGACAGGCCAGUUCAAAACCGCAUGCACUGACAUGUGCUUUCACAGCAAAUACAGAUCAUACGACGGCCAAUGCAAUAAUUUCGAGCAUCCAAUGUGGGGUGUCUCUCAGAUGCCACUGUUACGUCUUCUUCCGCCAAUCUAUGAAAACGGCUUUAGUACACCGGUCGGUUGGGAACAUGGACGUCUCUAUUAUGGAUAUCCAAAGCCAAAUCCGAGAGAGGUUUCGCGGUUACUCGUAAGAACAAAGUCGAUAACUCCACAUUCGUAUCUCUCAGCUAUGGUGAUGCAAUGGGGUCAGUUCGUAGAUCAUGAUCUCACACAUACAGCAACAGCGCUCUCACGACAAAGCUACGCUUCUGGAGCCAUCUGCAAUAGGACAUGUGCAAAUUUGGAUCCAUGUUUCAAUAUUCCACUUCCACCCAAUGAUUCAAAACUUCAUACUGGAAUCCAUUCGAAGUAUCCUUGCAUUGAAUUUGAACGGAGCGGUGCUGUUUGUGGUAGCGGUGAGACGUCGUUGAUUUUCCAGCGCGUCACCUACAGAGAUCAAAUGAACAUCAUUACUUCCUACCUGGAUGGUUCGGCCGUUUAUGGAAGUACGGAGGUCCAAGCGCUGGAACUCCGAGAUCUUUUCGGUGAUCAUGGACAGAUGCGGUUUGAUAUUGUAUCAAUGAAUCAAAAACCGUAUUUGCCAUUCGAAAAGGACUCAGAUAUGGACUGUAGACGAAAUUUUUCUCAAGAGAACCCUAUACGAUGCUUUCUGGCGGGCGAUCUCAGAGCUAACGAACAGCUUGGAUUAACAGCUUUGCACACCAUCUUUCUCCGUGAACAUAACCGAAUAGCAGCUCAUUUGCUCGAGAUGAAUGUGAAUUGGGACGGAGAGACGAUUUUCCAGGGUUUCGAAAGUCUGAAAAAGAGAAGAACAUGCACGACUGUUCAUGUAAGUACUGUUUUGCUUUCCAGAUUCGGUCAUACACUUAUCAAUCCGACGUUGUUUCGCCUCGACAACGAUUUUCGGAUGGUAAAGGAUGGUCAUAUUCCGCUUCAUGAAGCCUUCUUCGCACCUGAACGACUACUCUCUGAAGGUGGCAUUGAUCCACUGAUUCGUGGACUUUUUGCUUCUUCACUAAAAUUACCAAAACCCGAUCAACUUCUCAAUAUGGAACUCACAGAGAAACUGUUUCAUCGUUUUCAUGAGGUGGCUCUCGAUCUUGCUGUAAUGAACAUUCAACGAGGAAGGGACCACGGCUUGCCAGGUUACACCGAAUAUCGUCGGUUCUGUAAUUUAUCGGUGCCGGCAACAUGGGAUGAAUUGGGCACUGAUAUUCCUGAUGCGACAGUUCGUUCGAAGCUCAAAGGACUUUACGGCGACCCAAGAAAUAUUGACUUAUGGGUCGGUGGAAUAGUUGAGCAAAGGCUACCGGACGCAUUGAUGGGACCAACGUUUGCUUGUAUUAUUGGAGACCAGUUUAGAAGGCUCCGUGAUGGCGAUCGGUUCUGGUACGAAAAUGAAGGCGUCUUCACAAAAUUGCAACUUCAACAAAUCAAGAAAGUCUCAUUGGCUCGACUAUUUUGCGAUAAUGGAGACAACAUCGAUCGUGUACAACGUAAUGUCUUCUUCUAUCCGGGUAAUUCGACUAAGCACUAUGGAAAAUGCGAAAAUAUCCCAGAGGUCAAUUUGAAUAUGUGGAUGAAUUGUUGUGAUUCGUCUUGUGCUGUUUCGACUACGCACAGGUCAGUUUCGCUAUUGGUCCAUGGCAUUACCACCAGGCGGUAUGCUCCAUACUUCAGUAUUCAUAUAAAGCGGAUUUUUCUAUGCAUAUGUUCUAAAAAUAAGAUCUUUGAAGACGGAAGUCUGCUGUAUAGUAAUAAUAAUAGCAAUCCAUAUAUAAUGCUGAGAUAUUUACAAAACUCCGGGCCGCAGGUGUCUGCGGUUCGGAUCGAACUGGUUAUUACCCUUUCUUAA
This is a messenger RNA of Angiostrongylus costaricensis, 2667 nucleotides long. The record is from the annotation of a GenBank genome assembly. NCBI's taxonomy places the organism in Eukaryota, Metazoa, Nematoda, Chromadorea, Rhabditida, Metastrongylidae.